Didymodactylos carnosus is the source of this 342-nucleotide messenger RNA. The record is from the annotation of a GenBank genome assembly. Lineage: Eukaryota; Metazoa; Rotifera; Eurotatoria; Philodinida; Philodinidae.
AUGUCAUCAACAGCUACACUAGCAUCAAGGAAUGAUAUACGAUCUUACAAUGAUAAUAAUAAUCGACAACAACUUCGAUCAUUGUUAAAAUACGUAAUUCAACGUCGUAGGGGUCCACUCGAUUCGUCCGACGCAAAAGAGGUCGAAAAAGGAAAACGCUACCGUGUCGUCUUCAUAGUACCCCAACAACGACAACAAGCACAUCCAUCUCAUAAAGCCUGUCAACGUUAUACAUUUCAAUCAAAAAACAAAAGUGGUAUUGUAAAGUAUCUAAAUCGUGAUUUACUUUUAUGGUCUGUUAUAACAAAUCAAAUUGAAUUAGCUGACUUGUGCUUAUCGUAA